CCCGGGGACUGCCUGUACUGUUAAAGAAUGGUAUGAACUGUGUGUAUUUUAUAAUUGGAAAAUGUUAUAUUUAAGCAACUUCAGUUGCCUAACACUGGUAAUCAAGUAUUUUAAAACAGUUUGAUUUGUUUGAGAGGAAGCAAAGUGUCUGAAAUGGAUAGGUGGGAGGCACAAGUUCUCUUGUGGGGUAGGAGAAUGGUUCAAAUAGCUGACCAUUUUUAAGAAUUCCUUUUUUGAGGAUCUUUCUCCUCAGCAUCUCUUCCAUGUAGCUCUACUCUGAAUCUAAUCAAGAGAUUCAGGCUUUUCCGCAGAGUGGGCCUACUGAUGAGAACCUCAAGCAAUUUUUUAAUUAAACUUUUUUGGGCCUAUUGAUUUGAGUAGCCUAAAAUUUUAGACUCUCUGAUUUAAUACACAAUUUUUAUCCCUUGUUUAAUUGGAAUAAACAAACCUACUGUGAAACUAUUUAUAUUUGUCUCAAGGGUUUUCAGACUUUUGCAAAAUUAAUUUUUUGACCAAAUUGAGUGAAUGUCCCCUUAAUCACACUUUCUUCACAAAAAUGACUAACAAGAUACUUCUAUUCUGUCAUUUUUAGUUAUGGGAGCUUAGAAAGCCUCCUGAAGUUCAUUAAUAUAUAUCUUUGAGUUAGAAAAUAAAGUUUACACUGAGGCUACUUUUUUGUCAUCUCAAUAUAUAAAGCGUGAUUUGUAGAUAUUGGAUAUUUCAAAAAAGAAUAGGGGUGUAGAUACUCUUGCAGCUCAGGCUGUUGUAUUUAUAUAACUUUAUCUGCUUAGCAACACUGAACAUAUUACUUGGGUUAUUUGCUUCAUGGUCUGGCUUUCCAUUGGAUGAAGUACAAUUCAAGUUUUUUUUCUUCUACCCAGAGCCUUGUUUGGGAUUGUACUUUCCUGCAUGUAAAAACAUCUCUCUCCUAUAACCAAGACCUUCAAUGAUAGCUGUAUUUCUCUGGAAAACUGAACAUUUUGAUCAAUGAAAGAGGCUUGUGGGCGUGAGAACAUGGGUGUCACAGCAUAGAUUCAACUUCUUGACUGCUUCAAGAGAAUUGCCAUCGGUCUUUUCAUGAUCAGAACUACAUGCAAAGUUCCCUCUUGACUGACUGUUUUUCAAUAAGUUCUGCCUAUGAUAACAUCAACAAAGUUCGAGUAGCUAUAAAGAAAAUCAGCCCUUUUGAGCAUCAGACAUAUUGUCAGAGAACUCUGCGAGAGAUCAAAAUCCUCCUGCGCUUCAGACAUGAGAAUAUUAUUGGAAUCAAUGACAUUAUCAGAGCUCCAACUAUUGAACAAAUGAAAGAUGUAUACAUUGUGCAAGAUCUCAUGGAAACAGAUCUUUACAAGCUCUUAAAGACACAACACCUCAGCAACGACCACAUAUGUUAUUUCCUUUACCAGAUCCUGAGAGGGUUAAAAUAUAUUCAUUCCGCCAAUGUGCUGCAUCGUGACCUCAAACCCUCCAACUUGCUGCUUAACACCACUUGUGAUCUCAAGAUUUGUGACUUUGGACUGGCUCGUGUCGCAGAUCCAGAUCAUGAUCACACAGGAUUCCUGACAGAAUAUGUAGCCACACGUUGGUACAGAGCGCCUGAAAUAAUGUUGAAUUCAAAGGGUUAUACCAAGUCUAUUGAUAUCUGGUCUGUAGGCUGUAUUCUGGCAGAAAUGCUCUCCAACAGACCCAUCUUUCCAGGCAAACAUUACCUUGAUCAGCUGAACCAUAUCCUUGGUAUACUUGGAUCUCCUUCUCAAGAAGACUUGAGUUGCAUAAUCAAUUUAAAGGCCAGAAACUACCUGCUUUCUCUGCCACACAAAAAUAAGGUACCAUGGAACCGGCUGUUUCCAAAUGCUGACCCCAAAGCACUUGAUUUGUUGGAUAAAAUGUUGACCUUUAAUCCUCACAAGAGAAUUGAAGUAGAACAAGCUUUGGCCCAUCCAUACCUGGAGCAGUACUAUGAUCCAACUGAUGAGCCUGUAGCUGAAGCACCCUUCAAGUUUGACAUGGAAUUGGAUGAUUUGCCAAAGGAAAAACUGAAAGAACUAAUUUUUGAGGAAACUGCUAGAUUCCAGCCAGGAUAUCGACCUUAAAUUACACAUAGAUUCCAUUAGUGACAGGAGAAAUUGAAAUGGCCAGACUUAAAGGACUGGACAGGCUCAAACGUUGCUGUUCCUCUUCCCAGUUCUUGUAUCUUUGGUCAUGUCUUAUGGCCUAUCUCAGCUUAUCCACUAACUCCUUUGAACCAUUCAGGAGGGCAGUUACUGGUAGUUUUGGCUUUUUAUGCUUUCAAUUAAUUCUUUAAGUCUGAAGAAUUGUUAUUGGCGCUCCUAUCCGUAAUGCUCAUUGUCGACCUAUUGCAGUACUGUACUAUAUAAGUGCACCCACUGCUGACCAUACUUUAACUAUUUGCUUUCUGGUUUGAAAGAUGCAGUAGUUCCUUUCACUCCUGUAUCAUUAACCAAGCAGAUAACUCAUUAAUGCAUAGAAGUUUGCACCAUGAACUGUGUUUUUCUUAUUUUACUGAAGUCACUGGCAAUUUUUAGGGAAAGCUACUAUUCAGGGCACUUUAAGUCAGUGACAUCCCAAUUUUUUUGCACUUUGCCUUUAUACGGUAACGGUUUACUCAUAAUGGGGAAUUUAUUCAUAUAUAUAUGCCAUUAUGCUACAGAUUAUGACAUAGGCCACAUUUGCAUUAAUUUUGUUUAUUCAUUUGUUUGAGUUUCUUCUUCUGUACAUAAAAUUCUACACAGCAUAUCUAGGAACACAGCUUAGUCUACAGAAUUCAUCUAUCCAUCUAGAACUUUUCUUUGUGGUAAAAAGGCCUAGCUUUUCCCUGCCUUUUCUAAAAAGAUGAUGGCUAUUUGUACUUUUAUGGGGGUACAGUACUUCCAAAGUUCAUGCUCUGUUGUUUUUAUGAGAUUUAUGCAAAAAUAACGAAAGUGGCAGCUCAACCUAUUUAUUCACUGUGGUGAAAGAUUAAAGAAUACAAUGGCAUAUUUACCUAUUAUGAAUGUUUUCCUUAGAAGGCAUCCAUAUGCAUUAGUAAGCAGAGAAACCAAAAUGUGCUGUUAUUAAACUCAGUCUACUUUUACUAUAUAUACCAAUGAAACACUUCAAAUGAAGGUGAUUAGUUUAUAUAAUAUUUGAAAUAACAUUCAGCACUCUUGCUGAGAGAAACACUGCAUCUUUAAAUGAGAGAGUUUGAAUUUACUUUUGCUACUACUGCAUGUCAGCAUCUCAAGUUAAUUUCUUGCAGCCUACAUUAUAAUUUGUAAUCAAGCCUCUGUGAUCUUGUGAUGUGAGGUACUGUUCUCUUGUCAAGUACUAUCACAUUUUUCUGGUAAUGCUGAGUUAGGACAGUCAAACAGAGCUAGCACUAAAUCAUUAAACUGUAUACCUUUUAAUGGUAUUUUGAAGUAUUUGUUACUGGAAAUUGUAUAAUGUGGAGUUUCCUAGAUGUUUCGUUCCAGUGCAGUGCCUCCUUAUCUUUCCCCACUGCUCUCUGUGGUGAGAAACUUGCCUUGUUUAAAAUGACUGUGCCCUCGCAUGACUGUUAAAGCUUUCUGUGCAAAGAUGAUUGUCUAAGUGCCACAUGCCUAUUUGGGAGGGAGGAGGAGAAUCUCUUGUUACCUCUGGGUUGUGUUCAACUGAAAUGCUAUUCAACAAAACUUGGAAAAACUAAUUCUAUUUUUAGCUUUUUGUUUUUCUGCUGUCUUUUUUUCUCACUUUAUUUUGGCAGCAGAGAAGAAUGGAUUGUAUAAAGACUGCCUGCUACUAUGAACAAAAUGCACUUGUAAUUCUUGGAAAUAAAUUUAAAUUUUAUCUUGACAUUAA
Molecule: messenger RNA, 3837 nt
Organism: Pelodiscus sinensis (Chinese soft-shelled turtle)
Lineage: Eukaryota; Metazoa; Chordata; Testudines; Trionychidae
Source: RefSeq, a predicted model, not a curated record